Molecule: messenger RNA, 2694 nt
Organism: Sardina pilchardus (European sardine)
Lineage: Eukaryota; Metazoa; Chordata; Actinopteri; Clupeiformes; Clupeidae
Gene: dtd2
Product: D-aminoacyl-tRNA deacylase 2
Exons: 3
Coding region: 61-567 (168 amino acids)
Biological process (GO): tRNA metabolic process
Cellular component (GO): cytoplasm
Molecular function (GO): D-tyrosyl-tRNA(Tyr) deacylase activity
Source: RefSeq, a predicted model, not a curated record
CAGUGCGGUAGCAGUGCAGCGGUUACAGUGAUCUUUACAUGUGAGAAAGUACCCAUCAUCAUGACAGACAAAACAGCUGCUUUGCAAUCUAGAACCACUCUACAACAAUGCCUUCAUGCCAGGCUUCAAGUCAAACCUCCCGAUGAGCAGUCGGAGGCAGAGUGGGUAGAGAUUGACCGCGGUAUGGUUAUUUAUAUCUGUUUCUUCAAAGGAGCUACUGAAGAUAUAAUUCCAAAAAUGGUGACCGCCCUCCUUAACAUCAAGCUGUGUGAAACCGACUCAGGGAAGUAUGUGUCAGUGCUGGACCUGCCAGGUAGUGUCCUAAUCAUCCCUCAAGCUACUCUGGGAGGUAAAGUCAAAGGCAAGGUAAUGCAGUACCAUGGCAACAUUGGGAAAGAAGAGGGACAGAAGCUCUAUGCUCAGUUUGUCUCCCAGUGUGAGAAGGAGAUUGCUGCGUCCAGUAAAUGUUGUGAGGCUGGAGUUGUGGUUAGACAUGGAACUUAUGGAAACAGACAAGUGCUUAAACUGGACACAAAUGGACCGUAUACUCAUUUAAUGGAGUUUUGAGGUUUCUUUUUCUUUUUUUUACCUUUUUUUUGCUGGGUGAAUCGUGCCUACCACAUUUUGUAUAAUUAUGAAAUACUGUACAUUUAUCAUAAAGUAAAACUAUGCUUGUGUGAACUGACUUGUAAAACUUGCUUCAUGUGUUAAGUAGGCUUGAUCUUUCUUGAGGUGUAGGCUUUUGUACAAUUACUAGGUUACUACUAGUCAGUCAGAAAAAAUAACAGCUCAGGUCGAGUGGAGGUUUCUCUGGUUGACUAUGUCUGGUUACUGUCACUUCUGAUCUCAAUCCCUCUCCUUCCUCCCUGACACAAACGUGUAGAGUACAACUUUUCAUCUGUUCAGUGACCCUGAGCAGACAGUUUACCAGCUCUCAGACCUUUCUGAUAGGCCUACAAAUACAUAAGAAACUGCCCAAUAUUUCAGUGCAGGUAAUGAUAAUAAUUAUAACAGGCAAUAAAACACAUUUUAUACAUCAUGAAAGACGGUCAGUCAAUACUGGUCAGUGAACCAGUUAGGGCCUACUACUGUAUUAUGAAUAUUUGAUCAAUGACAUAUUAGACAUAUUAAUGUUAAUCUUUUGUCAUGUCAUUACAUUACAAAUUAUUUCCAAACCCAGUGGGGAUGAAGGGAAGAGUAGUUGAUUAGGAUGGUUUAAGCAGUACAACAUAAGGCCACUAGAGGGCACUGCCAUUGCAACACUUGACAGUUCAUACAGGUUCAAAUGACCACAGCAAAGGAGAAAAAUCUUGUCCCCAACCCCUCAUUUCAAUCCUAUAUCCAUUACCAAACAUUGUGAUACAUUAUACAUCAGACAGUCAGUCAUCUCAGCUGGUAAUCCGUCUCUGUUGAAGGCUGUGCUAGGCUUGCAGUUUGCCAGUGGGUCGUUUCUCUGUGCUAAAGAGGGCGAGAUUUAACACUCAGCAAAAGAGUGGGGUGAUGCUUCACCAUGUUUAAUUUAUGAGCCUAAGCCUUAGCCUAGGAGGACAGAGAGGAAGGGGAUAAAAAUGGUGGGAAAGUGCAGCAUGAACACAGGCGUGUGUGUGUGGUUUGAAUGUGAGAGAGACUGUAGGUUUGUGUGCGUGCGUGUGUGUGUGCAUGCAAGUGUGUGUGUGUGUGUGUGUGUGUGUGUGUGUGUGUGUGUGUGUGUGUGUGUGUGCGUGUGUGUGUGCGUGUGUGUGCGCGUGUGUGUGCGCGUGUGUGUGCGCGUGUGUGUGCGCGUGUGUGUGCGUGUGUGUGUGCGUGUGUGUGCACUGAUGAUUGUCAUGUCUGGGUGGGACACUUCCAGAGCAUCAUUGUGACUCAGCACUAUCUGACCAUUUGAGGGACACAGAAAUCAGCCUCAGCACUGAACAAAUACUGCAAGUCCACCAGACACAUUUUCUUAAGCUUGCAUGGAGCUGAAUGCAAAGAAGCUCUUCAGGCUGUCAAAUGUAGGGAAUGUAAUUCCCUUUGUUCUCAAGAUAGGACAAAGAUGGAAAUAAAAAAACACCUAAUGGUCCAUGUUUCAACUCUCCACUGGCCAUUUACUUCUAUAUUGGAGUGAAUCUUGUUGAUAAAAGGAUCAGAAUAAACAUCAGAGUAGUAUUAUUUCCCCAAAUGUAGUAUUAAACCCCAAGCAACAUAUUUCCCAAUUCUGUAAUUUGUUUGGGAGGCAUGAAAUAGCACUUGCGUUUGAGCAAUAAGCGAUUAUGGUCAGGCUUUUGAAAUAACAGUCCCUGCAAACUAAACUACAGACUGGCAAUUGUAGAGCCAAGCUGCAGCUCAGAUUCUUUUGCACGAGCCAAAGCCAACUUUAAAAGACUUGAAUUCCUCUCGAAAUGAAGGGUUUGUUUUUCAGUGUUAGUCUGUUUGCUUUUCUCAGAUCAUCAGUAAGUCCCUGACACGAAUCGAUUUUGGGUUUUAAAGUGAGACUUUGUUAACACUGCGGCAUGAAGGCUUUGGGAUGUAAUAUCACUUUUGACUUCAUUUCAGUGGGUGCUAAGUGGCUAUUCAAAUUCCUGAGCAUGUUUGCUAAUGUGUUUGUAUAUCCUCACUGCAACAUCCAUAUUCUCUCAUACCUACAAUGUAUGUAAUGCUCAGUGUACUCAGUUUAUAAAUCGUGAAAUAAAUGGUGUUGGAUUUUGGACAGAC